Messenger RNA from Folsomia candida, 1821 nucleotides. RefSeq names its product zinc finger protein 570. Bases 426 to 1610 code for a protein of 394 amino acids. The transcript has 2 exons. Lineage: Eukaryota; Metazoa; Arthropoda; Collembola; Entomobryomorpha; Isotomidae. The record is from RefSeq and is a predicted model, not a curated record.
AUAAAUUAUUCCGCAUAUUUGUUGGCUUUUUGGUAGGAGUUACCUGUACGAGACUUGGCCGUUGGUUGGUGAGAUACGCAGAUAAGCGAAGCCAUCCUCAGUCAGAGACCAACAAGCUCCCUGUCAAACAAGAGCUCACUCACUUCCUGCUCCAGAAAUUUCCCAUUUUUAAUCAUUUCCACCAGCCUUACAUCGAGAAGAAAACAGCGAAAGUAGGGAAAGCUGGGCAUCAGUGAUAAAUAAUUCUGAAGGAGCCAGAAACUCACGAGGGAAAAAUUUUCAACUCCAGAACCCACCGUAUUCCAAACACAUGCCAAAAUUUUAACAGUUGCUCGGAACGCUGACCUAACAAUAUUCUGGGUAGAGACACAGGAUUCGUCUAGAGGAGGAAUUUCGAGCAGAACGAGACGUUUCCGUUGGACGGGAUGGAGGUCAAAAAGACGCACCGGAAGUUGCUCGGAGGACAGAAACCGCUUGUCGUCACAAGGGAGAAAGUCGACGAAGGGGUCAGUUUUCAAGAGGACGAACGACUUCCUCCUCACUCCGUCCAACCACGUGAGCCAACACCACGUGACGAUAACCACGUGCAGUCCCCUUCAACUAGCCGCAGGGCACCAAAAGCCAAGAAAUCAGUCCAAGUUGGCAGAAAGAACGUCAAACCGGGUCGUCUCUUAAUGGGGAAAACUUUUCCCUGCAAAAUCUGCCUUUGUCCCUUCACGAACAGAACCAGUGCUCGUCUCCACGCCCGCACCCACCUCAACCCCCACGAGCUGGAGCAGUCCUCAAUUUUCCAUGCGAAAUGCCCCCACUGCCAAAAAGUGUUCUUCGAUCGUCGCGACUUUACCGACCACGUGGCUGCGCACGAGGGUCGGAAGAACCACGUCUGCCCCACCUGCAAACAGAAGUUCACCCACAGAGCAAAUUUGACCGCGCAUCUCGUCAUCCACCUGAGCCGCGAAGAGCGCGCGGAGGUGCGGCAGACCUGGCGACACGGCUGCUACUUCUGCAGCCAACGAUUCACAAUUCCAUCCCGUCUCAGUCGUCAUCUUGUGGUCCACACAAAGGAAAAAGUGAGGUGUCACAUUUGUCGAAAAACGUUCUUCACCAUGGCAGGCUUGACCUAUCAUCGGUUCCUCCAUCUCCACGACGACGAGAAGGUCGCCCUCGUGAAGCAGGGUUCGGGUCGGGUGUGCCUCUUUUGCCGCAAGAUAUUCCCCGACAACGGGGCUUAUCAUGCCCACCUGGUCUCCCACACGAAGGAGAAACCCUUCCGCUGCGACCAAUGUGGCAAGCGGUUCGGUCGUAAAGGUGACUUCAUCAAGCACAAGCGCAUUCACAACGCGGAUCCGCGACCGUUUAUUUGCGCCGACUGCGACAAAGCGUUCAGCAGUAAACAAAGUCUGGGCACGCACAAGAAGACGGUUCACCGGAAGGUGAAGGACAUCGCGUGCCCCGAUUGUGGCAAGAAGUUCGGCACGAAGAGAGCCAUGGUGCAGCAUGUGAAAAGUGUUCAUGUCAAAAUCCGGCACCCCUGCCCCCACUGCGGGAAGACGUUCACGCAGAAAGGCCAUCUUGGAACGCACUUGAAGAAGAUUCACCGUCCAGAAUAAAGUCCUUCAUCUGCCAAAUGACCCCUCGUCAUAUUACGACAUGUUUCCCAUACUCUAGAUUUUUAUUUGUUUCUGAUUUCACCCUUUAUGACGAGAUAUUUAGAGCGAUAAAAAUGGCAUAGUUUAAUUUUUAAGUUGUAAACAUGACCCGAUUUUUGUUAUAUUUUUGAAUAUUUUAAAGUAGUAAAGUCAUUUCGUUUAUAUAUAAAAA